This is a messenger RNA of Penicillium egyptiacum, 2454 nucleotides long. The record is from the annotation of a GenBank genome assembly. NCBI's taxonomy places the organism in Eukaryota, Fungi, Ascomycota, Eurotiomycetes, Eurotiales, Aspergillaceae.
AUGCCUCGUCCUAGAAGACCCGGUGCACCAGAACCAAAGCGUCGAAGCCGUAAAGGAUGUUGGCCAUGCAAAGCCCGCAAGGUAAAAUGUGGUGAGGAGAAACCAGCAUGUCUUAACUGCCAGCGACAAGGCGACCCUUGCGACUAUAGCGUCCGUCUGAACUGGGGUGGAAGGACGAAACGCAUGUCAAUUGACUCGCCGAAUUCACAAUCUAGUGGGUAUGGAGCUGUAAUUGGAUUUUCGGACUCAUUUGCUAUCAACAAUCUGAGCCCAACGUCGUUCCCCACUCCAGAAAGCAACAAUACUACAGAUGGAUUUAUCAACACUCAUCCCGAGGAGUUGACUUCGCCGGGAGCAAUAUCUCCAAUUACACCAGCACCAGUUGGCCUUUUCGAAUCCCCCAGGCUCAGUUCAGAACCUGAAGGAGUGACGUCCCCGGGGCAAUUAGAGCCUCGGUUCUCCUCAACUUGGGCGGAACAAUCUCCUCCAUUGACGACAUCGGUAUCCUCGGCGCCUUUGCUGCAAUAUCAAUUUGGACAGCAGAAUUUUGGUAACCCGUCAUAUCUGGGUUCGAUGGAUCAGACGUCCGGUCUUGGUUCACUCUCCGCCUUUGCAUUCCAUACAAGCCCCGUUUCGCAGCAAGUCUCAUACAUGCGCCACCCUGUAGAUGCUUCCAAUCACUCUUCGGGUCCAUCGAUCUCGCACUCUCGUGGUGAAGGGCACCUUUCUCGAGGGUCGCAUGAUGACCAGGGCAUGCACCUUGCCGCCGAGUCUGCGACAGGGCAAAAGAGAUCCUCGGGCAGCCCGCAGAAAACUGGCGGCCUGUCCUCCAUGCCUUUCGAUUCACAUAGAGUGCCGAUUGCUGAAAGUGAUGCAACCUCAUCCCCGAGGGUCCACGAGACAACCAGCAACAUGGGCUCUGUACAUGACUAUCACAAUGAGUUGACUCCCGAUCAUCAGGUAUUGGUAGAGAGCAAUCAUGAAGCUGAUGAAACAUCCCAUGAGUCUUCAAUGGCCCGGAACAAAUGGCAAACAUAUCUGAAUAGUGUAACCGACAAUUAUGGAUUGGACUCCGGGCGCCCCGAUCAGGAUCUGAAUUUCAACAACGAUCAUGCUGCCAUAGACAUCAACUAUGCGUUGGAUUUGAUCAGUUCUCGAUGGCGCAACGAGGAAACCUCACAGUCGAAAGCCUCUCAACCUGAGCCCGUACCACAGGUCCAGUUUUGUAGCGGUUACUAUGCUUCUCCGGUACCUAUCAAUAUCCCCAGGUACUUGUCUCCGCUUCCGUCGUCGCUUUUGGAUAACCCCAUCAAUUUGAUGUACUUCCAUCAUUUCCUGAACCACACUGCUCGGAUGCUUGUCCCGCACAACUGCGAUAAUAAUCCGUUUAUCUCGGUUUUACCAUCAAUGGCAAUCGGUGAUUCCAAUCUCCUCAAUCUGCUGCUUGCGUACUCCGCUAGUCAUCGUGCUCGAUACCUAGGUCAUCCAGAGCCCGCCAACAGAAUCGCUCAUUGGGUUAGCAACGUUUUCCCAACAUUGCGUAUGGCAUUAGAGUCAUCGAAUGAAGACAUCACUGAUAGCCACCUGGCCACAGCCAUAAUGCUGUUGUCGUUAAAGAUCGUUUCUCCGGGGACAUUUGAAGUGCCUAUAACCUGGGAGAGUCACCUGAAGCUUGCUCGCGAUUUAUUCCUUGCACGGAGCGAGAACAUGGUGCAGCCUGGGAACAGGAUUGGGGCCUUCUUCGCCCGCUGGCUGGGCUACCUCGACACGAUAGGAUCUCUGUCGUGUCGCCAAGCCGGUCCUCCACUAAUGAUAUACCACUCCAUCUUAAGUGCCUGCUCCGCGCCUGACGGUCAUGAUGAAUUCGGUGUUGAUUGCUUCACGGGGUUCACUCCCCGCACUGGAGUAUUUCUGAUACGUCUCGCACGGCUGGUGCAGGAAUGUGACAAUCAACGCUUCGAUGAAAUGGGUAACUUCCGACUUGACUGGCAUCCGUCCGCGGAGAUGGUUUUGGAAGCGCAAUCCCUACUUGGUGAUAUCGAUGGGACUAGCGAACUUACUCAUACUAUCUCGGACCACCACCGUGGUAUUGAGUCCUCGGACAUGAUAGCCAUCGAGGAAGCGUUCCGGUUUGCCGGUCUUCUGCAUCUUCAUCGGCGUGUCCUCGGUUCUCCAUCUGACUCGUUUCCCGUGAAUGAGGUCUCGCGCAAGCUCAUUGACGCCCUUGGACGUAUGCGCCCCGGCGCAGCCACCGAGGUCUGCUCAUUGUUCCCGCUCUUCACAGCCGGUUGUGAAUCCAAAGAUUCAGUUGAAAGGACUAAGCUUUUGGACCGAUUCUUCGUGUUGGAGAGCUCGGGCAUGAAACAGAUUCAAAAUGCACGUCAACUAAUGCAACACUGCUGGGAUAAAAACCUGCCUUGGAUUGCCCUGGCUGGCGGUCAGUUCUUAGGUUAG